GACCCAUCUAAGCUAUCUUCAAUUGUAAUCCUUUGAUUAGUACACAUAGUUUGAAAAGUUCAAGUUGAGGGGCAAGCAUAGCAAGUUUGUUCAAAGUAGCCAGUUAAACCUUCCCUAUCAAGUUCCAAACUCCCAACCCCCUCCCUCCUUCCACAAGCAACAGCAGCAGCACACCAACUUCCAAGAAGAGGAACGAGGAGGAGGGUGAGGAGUUGCCUCUGAAAGAUAGCCAUCGUAACCAAAUGCAGCCAUGCAUAUAGCUAACAGGACAAGAAGAGGACGAGGAAGAAGAAGAAGCAGGAGCUGCAGGACACCUAGAACCAGCUGGUUGCUGCGACCAUGUCCUACGACCAGAUGCUAUCGCCGCUUCUGGGGGCCGGGCGAUCGGCGUGGAGAGCUACUCAGCACGGCGGUGGCGGCGACGCCGUGACGAGGCAGAUACUCAAGUGCACGAGGUGGCAGCUCGAGGAGACCACCGACUUCGUCACCUGCCCCUACCACUACUACUGCGACAGCUCCUACCCGGGAGACUACCCCGCCGCCGUCGGCGUCCUCGUCGCCUCCUUCGCCGCCUACUGCUUCCUCUCCACGCUCGCGUUCACGGUGCUUGAUCUCGUGCGGGGAAACGGCAACGCGACACCGGCCGGCGUCAGGGGCAUCAGGAGGAAGUACCUGCUCCCCUCGGGCCCAUUCUUGCUUCCCCUGCUGCUCCUCGCGCUCGCCAAGGGGCAGCGGGUCAACGCCGUGUUCCCGCUCGCGCAGCUCGGCCCGGCAUUGCUGCUGCUGCUGCAGGCCUCGGCGCUGGCGUUCCGCAACGAGGCCGAUGGCGACAUCCGGUACGCGGUGCUGGAGGCGUCCACGGUGUCCGGCGUGCUGCACGCGAGCCUGUACCUGGACGCCGUCGUGCUGCCGUACUACACGGGGUUGGAAGCUCUCCGGUGGUCGCGGUUCUCUGGUGAGUGCGCGUCGUGCCUGUGCCGGAUGGAGCCCCUGGUGGUCGGCGGCACGGCGGUGCAGUACCGCGGCAUGUCCAAGACGGCGCUGGCGAUCAUCUUCGCGCUGUGCUCGCGGAUGGUGUGCCGCAUCUACGGCGAGGAGCGGCUGAGCGCGUGGACGCGGUCGGCUCUGGAGGGCGUGGGCUGGGUGUUCGUGGCGGCCGACGCGGUCUACCUCGUCGGGUGGGUCGCCGCGGAGGGCGGCGCCGUUGGGGUGGCCGCGUACAGCCUGGUCGCCGGGCUGGUGUUCUUGAGCGUCUUCGGCAAGGUGUACCGGUUCUUGGCGUGGGUGGAGACGAGGCAGUCGCAGUGGAAAUCCAGCCUCUGCCACAGCGUUGUUUGAUUGAUUGAUACUCGUCAGAAUUCAUCCUCGCCUAGCAAAAAAUCUGUAAAAAGAAAGAAAGAAACUAUUGCUUAGUUCAUCUUUUGCUUGCUGUACAAUCUACACAAUGGUAAAAAGGUGCAAUUCGUUUUUUUUUU
Messenger RNA from Phragmites australis (common reed), 1475 nucleotides. RefSeq lists its product as uncharacterized. The transcript has a single exon. Bases 340 to 1338 code for a protein of 332 amino acids. The record is from RefSeq and is a predicted model, not a curated record. Lineage: Eukaryota; Viridiplantae; Streptophyta; Magnoliopsida; Poales; Poaceae.